Messenger RNA from Penicillium canariense, 837 nucleotides. RefSeq names its product SDR family oxidoreductase. NCBI's taxonomy places the organism in Eukaryota, Fungi, Ascomycota, Eurotiomycetes, Eurotiales, Aspergillaceae. The transcript has 2 exons. The record is from RefSeq and is a predicted model, not a curated record. The coding region runs from base 1 to 837 and encodes 278 amino acids. Gene Ontology annotation, molecular function: oxidoreductase activity.
AUGGCUACUACCAAGCUCACCUGGCUCAUUACGGGCUGCUCUUCUGGCUUCGGCCUUUCCUUGACCCGCGCCGCUCAGGCUGGAGGACACAAGGUCAUUGCGACAUCGCGUAACCCAUCGCACACUCCCGACCUCGUCGCCGAUAUCGAAUCCAAAGGAGGGAAAUGGGUCCAACUUGAUGUGGACAGCCGUGACUGCGGCAACGUGAUCACUAAGCUUGAAGGUAGUGGCGACCACAUCGAUGUCCUAGUCAACAACGCUGGCUUUUCUAUCUAUGCCCCUAUCGAGACGAUCGAAGAGGAGGAGGUACGAACCCAGAUGGAGACUAUGUACUUUGGUCCCUUGCGACUCAUCCGGGCUGUUCUGCCCCACAUGCGCCAGCGGAAAUCCGGCGUGAUCGUCAACAUGAGCAGCGGUGCUUCGCUUGAUGGUAUUCCCACUAUGGGUGUUUACGCAGGUGCAAAGGCUGGAAUGGAUGCUCUUAUCAAGAUCCUCGCCAAAGAGGUUGCCCCCUUCAACAUCCGCACCCUGACUGUUAUUCUCGGAACUUUCAACACCAACAUGCCCAAUUCGGUCGUUCUGGGCAAGACUCCCCUACCCGAGGACUACAAGGGAACCUUCACGGAGCAGGUCCAAGAUCUCCUAGUCAGUGGAAAGAUCCACCCUAACGGCGACAAGGACAAAGCGAUGCAGGCUGUGUACCAGGUCGUUGCUGGUGAGGGAGUUGGUGAAGGCCAUCAGACCGAGAAGCUUCUCCCUCUGGGGAGCGACAUGACCCCCGUCUCAAAGGAGUCCAGGAUUAUCUCAGCAAUGCUUUGGAAUUGUUUGGCUCUGUGA